Messenger RNA from Erpetoichthys calabaricus (reedfish), 1784 nucleotides. Its product is annotated as seven in absentia homolog 3-like. The coding region runs from base 712 to 1413 and encodes 233 amino acids. Gene Ontology annotation, molecular function: ubiquitin conjugating enzyme binding; ubiquitin protein ligase activity. The record is from RefSeq and is a predicted model, not a curated record. Lineage: Eukaryota; Metazoa; Chordata; Cladistia; Polypteriformes; Polypteridae. The transcript is spliced from 2 exons. Gene Ontology annotation, biological process: multicellular organism development; proteasome-mediated ubiquitin-dependent protein catabolic process. Gene Ontology annotation, cellular component: cytoplasm.
AGGCUCGCAAGUCGAGGGCAGAUUCUAAUCUCAGUGCAGAUUGCCUCAAAUCGCAAAGAAAGUGGCAAACCACUGAGAGGUUUGGCCAUUGGAAAAAAAAAUUAUAGGUUUCUUCUUUUAACCGCUUCUUUGUCAAAGACGGUCCUGCUACAGAAAAAAGUCAUUUAAUUAAUGGUUAAAUUAAGUAAUCAAUUCGGCCUAAGUGUCUCCAGUGCUCGGGAUAUAGAUAGAGGCAAUCAGAAGAUAAAUGCAUACUGCUGAUGUAUGGUAAUGUUCAAUAAUACAUUCUCCAGCAGUCAGCUCUAUUCAUCAGAGAAUUUCUCCAGGGUAAGACAUUUGUUAUUGGUUGUCUGCGGACCUCAAGGAUAACAUUUCUGUCCUUUUGAUUGGCUGUGCCUUUGCUGCAAGAUUCCCGGCGUCUAAUUUUGACAGGGACUAUAAAACCAAAUCGCGGAGUAGUGUGAUAGUCUGUUUCAAAUCUGCAGUACUUUCAACCGCGCCGAGUAGACUCGGACUGAGCUUUUUAUUUUGUCAUUAUUAUCAUUAUUAUUUUCUUCAUCCCGAUCCCUCGCUGCCCAGGAGCCGUGCUUCCUCCUCCGCUCUUCUCUGGCUUGUCAUUCUGUCGCUCAAGGGCUGCGACUCGCACUGUGGUUGAGAGACGGAGCUCACUGUUGACUUUUCCACCGGAGUGUUCAGUCAAGGAAAGUUGUAAUGCUCUUUUUCACACAAUGUUUUGGUAUCUUCACGGAUCUCGUUCAUUUACGAUGUCGACAUCCCAUAAAGAGUAACAGAUGUACAUUCUCCGGGGCCGGACCUGUCGUGUGCGUCGUAAACCCAGCAAGUCCUCACGGGGAUUCAUCACUUAGAAGAUGUUCCAGUUUGAGUUUGAGAACAGGACAAGUGGAGGCCAAGUUUCCCAGAGGCCUCCCCAACAGACCCUGCAGCUGUCCUUUACAUUCCUGUGACUGGGAAGGAGACUCAGAGGUGGUUGGGGUUCAUCUCAAAGAAAUACAUCAGGUCACUACUCUCCAAGGACAGCAUUUUGUUUUUCUGGCAGCUGAUAUGAAUCUCCCAGAAGCAGAGGAUUGGUUGACAUUACAGUGCUGCCUUGGUGAGGAGUUUCUCCUAGUGCUGAAGAAGCAGGAGAAGCGAGAAGGGUUCCAACAGUACUUUGCAGUUGUCAUGUUGCUGGGGCCAGACAGUGCAGCAGAGAAGUUCACUUACAGGCUGGAGCUGAGUCGUGAUCGGCGACGCUUAAGCUGGGAGUCCACAGUUAGGUCCAUCUCUGAGGGCAUCAACACUGUGAUAGCUGAGAGUGACUGUCUAGUACUCAGUGAACCCCUUGCACGCAUCUUCUCGGACAAUGGCAAACUGGGAAUCAUUAUUUCAAUAUCAGCAACGAAACAGUCAUGAAACUGGGUAUGAAUCACUAGAAUUCUGUGCCUGCCAGUGGCGCUCCUAAGUGGCAAAUCACAGUUUCUCUGACAAUGCUUUGCUUUGUGGGCACCUUUAAGAAAGAUGUGGAAGCUACAGGGAGCCUAACUUCUGAGCCUUAUUGCAACUGUCAAACCAGAAAAUAUUAGCAGGACCUUUAAUGACAAAUUUACACUUGAAUCUGUUGUAUUGUGCCAAUCAGACAUAACUUUGGAGCUAAACUCAGACUGUGGAAGGAUCCACUUUUUAUUUUAUUUUAUAAUGUCUCCUCAUAAAUCACUGUUUUUUAAGAAAUGUAAGAUGAUCAAUUACAAUGGAGAGCUUUAUAUGUACCUUUCUUUCUUUCUUUC